Thyridium curvatum is the source of this 375-nucleotide messenger RNA. RefSeq lists its product as uncharacterized. The coding region runs from base 1 to 375 and encodes 124 amino acids. Lineage: Eukaryota; Fungi; Ascomycota; Sordariomycetes; Thyridiales; Thyridiaceae. The record is from RefSeq and is a predicted model, not a curated record. The transcript has a single exon.
AUGCCGCCAGCUAUUCUGCCCAUCAUCAUGCCGCCAACUGCCAUGCCGCUGAGGCUGGAGGCCACCACCGUCACCGCCCCCGUCCCCACCGCCCCCAAGGGCGACGGCCCCAGCAAGGCGCGCCCGACGCUGCCGCCCCCGUCGCGGGAGACGAAGACGGCUGCCGGCGCCGGCCCCGGAUCGUCGUGCAAGCACGAGAUCAUGGACCUGCUGGCCGAGUACGACAAGGUCACGUGGGAGCAGCGGCUCGACGACGCCCGCACGCUCCUCGAGGUGCGCCGCCUCAUGCACGAGAGGCUGGUGAGGGAGAGGGGCGGCCGCCGCCAGCCGAGGGUGUUUCGCCCGCCCAGGCAGCGGCGCCGGACUACCUUGUGA